AUGAGAGUAAUUCUUUCUCUUCUAAUUUGCAUCACAGCAGCUUUCUUUGCAUACCGUCCCUCAAUUCAGGACUCUGUUCUCGCAUACCUGAAUCAAAAGGCACCAGCAAAAUUGUCCCACUUCUUUGCGAAAACUAGCAGCACCAAAUCCCCAUUUAAUCUAGAAUCCUCCACUCCCAUCGUUCUGCCAGUUACCGACAUGUCUACUGCUCGUGCAAUCCGUCAAGUUUUUCUUGCCAUUGAGCAAGCAGAGGGCGCAGGUGCGCGCGUCCGCCGCUCAAUCGGCACCCCCAAACUGCGAAACUUCAGCCCUUUCCUCAUGCUCGACCAUUUCACCAUUGGCAAGGGCGCCGGCUUCCCAGACCACCCCCACCGCGGCCAAGAAACUAUCACCUAUCUGCUCUCUGGCGGUGUUGACCACGAAGACUUUGCCGGAAAUAAGGGCACCAUCGGUCCCGGCGAUCUGCAGUUCAUGACCGCCGGCCGGGGCAUCAUGCACGCCGAAAUGCCUCACGAGAACCCUGACGGAAGCCCCAACGUAGGCAUGCAACUAUGGGUCGACUUGCCCCAGAAAUUGAAGAUGUGUGAGCCUCGCUACCGCGACCUGCGUUCCACCGAGAUCCCCAUCGCCAGCGCCGAUGACGGCCGCGUUACGAUCAAGGUCAUCUCGGGCCAAUCUCAUGGUGUUGAUUCUGUCCGUGAUCUGGCCUACACCCCGGUCUGGAUCUUGGAUGUUACUAUCCGUCCUGGUGGCCGUGUCUCUCAGACCCUACCUCAGGGCUGGAACACCUUUGUUUACACGCUGUCUGGCAAUACCAACUUUGGCUCCAAUGAUUCUACCCAGAUGGUGAAGGAGUUCCACAAUGUGGUAUUUGAGCAGGCUGGCGACUUCAUUGAAGCUUCAGUCCCUGACAAUGCUGACGGGGAAGCUCGCUUCAUGAUUGUCUCCGGUCAGCCAUUGGAUCAGAAGGUGGUUCAGUAUGGUCCGUUCGUGCUCAACACCCAAGAAGACGUUCGCCAGGCUAUGAUUGAUUACCAAACUGCGUCCAAUGGGUUUGAGAAGUCACGUGGCUGGGAGAGUGAGAUCGGCAAGCGGAUGGCCUAUUAA
Messenger RNA from Penicillium longicatenatum, 1107 nucleotides. RefSeq names its product pirin family protein. Lineage: Eukaryota; Fungi; Ascomycota; Eurotiomycetes; Eurotiales; Aspergillaceae. Bases 1 to 1107 code for a protein of 368 amino acids. The record is from RefSeq and is a predicted model, not a curated record. The transcript has a single exon.